Molecule: messenger RNA, 883 nt
Organism: Procambarus clarkii (red swamp crayfish)
Lineage: Eukaryota; Metazoa; Arthropoda; Malacostraca; Decapoda; Cambaridae
Source: RefSeq, a predicted model, not a curated record
GUCCUCAGCAAGAGUCUAACAUGCAGACAACACUCACAGUGAGCGCCCUGCUCCUAGCAGUGGUGACAGGCAGCCCCCUCCAGGGCUCGUCGCUGCAGCUCACCAACACACCAACACAAGAUACCAAUCUGGCGCCAAUUUACACGUCGGACGAGGAGCUUGAUCCAUAUUUGGUGCAUGACGAGGGACGAGAACCGUCCCUAAACUCUGGUGAAGAUAGUUUGAGUCAUGAACGAAGAAAGCGACAGACCACAGUAUCCGGAUCCGCCAACACUGAACACCUGGGUGGUGGGGCUCGGCGAGACAGCGCUAGCAUCAACUUGGGUCACACCUUCGACAAACACACAAUCCAAGGCGGCCUCAGUGUUGACCGCACCAAAGUUCCCGGCCUUGGGAGCGAGAGGAACGUGGGAGCCAAUUUGGGUUACGAGUUCAAGCCCAACAAACAGACCUCCAUCACCGCCGGUUUUCAACACUCCCGGGGUGGAGGCGGCAGGUCCAACAGUUUUGGACUUGGUUUCAGUCACACGUUCGGCCGGAAGAGGAGAGCCACAGAGAACUUGUAAAUAACGUCUUAUGAAGAAGUGAAAGUUGAGUGUGUUCUUGAGAUGCCAGCGUUCCUCUCCAGUAUUACUAGAGGGCCUCCAGAGACCCACGUCUAACUAGUCCUGUCAAUGCCUCUCAUAGGCCUACUUAGGCCUGGAAGCAAUUGGUACUGUGGGUGAGAGGGAAUUCCUCGUCCAGGGAUUCGAAUCCUACUCUGCAUUAAUAAUUUUGGAUAUGUUGUAUUAAGGCAUUACGAACUUUAGUUUGAUUAUGACUUUAGUAUUGAUAUUGUCUCUUAUUUUAUUUUUCUUCAAUAAAUGAAUAAUUGAAUUCAAAA